Cajanus cajan (pigeon pea) is the source of this 3450-nucleotide messenger RNA. Lineage: Eukaryota; Viridiplantae; Streptophyta; Magnoliopsida; Fabales; Fabaceae. The record is from RefSeq and is a predicted model, not a curated record.
UUGAUUUGGGGGUACUAGAGGGUGAUAACUGAGAACUAAGAAGAAAGAAGAAGGAACAAGUGGGGUGUUUCAUUGGUUGUUGUGUUUCCCACCAAGUUCACUUUUUUUCUGGGACCUUGAAAUCCUUCUACCCCUCUACUCAAGUGGGUCAUCCUUUGUGGCCCCUACUACUUCUUCAGCACUCCCCACGCUCCUUCUAUUUUUGUGCUCAGCUUUGAAAGAUCCUUCUUUCUCAAUCUUGGAUGCUCAGUGAUUCUCGUUUUUACCUCUUUCUGCUUCCUAAAGGUGAUGAUGAUGAUGUGUGAAGUGGUGUAGUACAGAACAUCUGAAGUUGAGGCUGCACAUGUUUGUUUCUGUUGGUUGGUGUAUUUCUGUGUUGUCUCUCAACAGAGUCCAUCUGUUCUUGUCUGGGCUAAAGGAAACUGCUCCAUUUCAAUCCAGGGCAUCUGGAUCGCCUGGAUUGGGCAAAGAUUGAAAAAGGGUAUUAUUGCUCGAUUCAAACUUGAUUGGUUUGGUAUUUAUUUGUGUUUUAUGAGCUUUUGCCAAACAAACCAAAAAAAGAAGGUUUUUUUUUAAUGGAUUUUUAGCUAUGAGAGAGUGAUUUGGAUUUGGAUUUGAUGCUUGGUCCAAGAUCACUAUGGAGGUGUUUCCACUUCUCUAGCAUUCAGUACUGUUGCUCAGUGGUCAGAUAUGAAGAACAUUCUUAAGAAGCUUGGCUUCAUGUCUAACCGAUCAGAGAAUGAACAAGGGUCUUCUUCAUCCAAGGGCAACAAGUCAAAUCUUGGCUCAUCUUCAUCUUCCAAGAAGGUUUUGCGUUCAAAGUCCCCUCAGAGUUCUGAGCACAAGCCCUUUUCUGGGCUCUCAAGUUGGUUGAAUUCAGUUGCCAAUAGGCAGAGUGCUAGUCCUCCUCCAUCUUUGAGUCAGGCAAGGGGAGAGAGAAUGGAGCCAUCUGAUGCAGUGAGCAGUGGUGGUUUGGAUGUUGUGUCAGAUUCAGCUAGGCUUGAUUCAGGGUCUACUGCUUCCAGGGAUCCUGAAGUGGAGGAAGAGUAUCAGAUUCAGCUGGCUUUAGAACUGAGUGCAAAGGAGGAUCCUGAGGCUAUGCAGAUUGGAGCUGUUAAGCAGAUCAGUAUGGGACCUUGUGACCCUGCUUAUACACCAGCUGAAGUUGUGGCCUACCGUUAUUGGAAUUACAAUGCUCUUGGUUAUGAUGACAAGACCUUGGAUGGCUUCUAUGAUCUGUACGGGAACUUAACUGUGUCAACCCCUGCAACAAUGCCUUCCCUUGUAGAUCUGCAACUGCAAGGAACAUCAAUAUCGGGUAGUGGCAGAUGGGAAGCUGUCUUGGUCAAUAGGGUUGCUGAUUCUAAUUUGUUGAAACUUGUGCAAAAGGCUCAGGACUUGACUGGAAAAUCAAGCCCCGAUUUUGAAGUAGUUAUAGAUAGCAAUGUGGUGCACAAGCUUGCAAUAUUUGUUGCUGAUUAUAUGGGAGGACCUGUUGGAGAUCCUGAAAGCAUGACAAGAGCAUGGAGGAGUCUUAGUUACAGUCUGAAAGCAACCGUUGGUAGCAUGAUUUUGCCACUUGGUUCUUUAACUAUUGGAUUGGCUCGGCAUCGUGCAUUGUUAUUUAAGGUUUUAGCUGAUAGUUUGGGCAUCCCAUGUCGGUUGGUGAAGGGGCUGCAAUAUACAGGUUCCAAUGACGUGGCCAUUAACUUUGUCAAGAUUGAUGAUGGAAGGGAGUACAUUGUUGACCUAAUGGCAAAUCCUGGAACUCUUAUUCCAUCUUAUGCAACUGGAUCACAUAUAGAGUAUGACGAAUCUUCAUACGUGGCCAGUCCUUCAUCAAGAGACCUUGAUUCCUCUCAUGUAGCAUCAUCCAGCAGUGGUGUUGGAAGUUCAUAUGAAGAAACUUCAGAUUUGGGGACAUUGGACAAAGGAAACAGAUCAAAACAAUUUUACGAUACAGGAAAAGAAUCUGAUGUAAGCAGACAGUCUACUGGAAAGGAAGAAUCAAUGAGACCCUUGAAUGAGUUCAAAAGUCCUCACAAUGUUCAGAAGAUUGCAGGGCAGGAAGCUCCUGGAAGACCUAAUCAUCCACAUGUACAUGCAAGAUCUCCUUCUUGGACUAAAGGGAUCAGUUCUCCUGCAGUACGCAGGAUGAAAGUUAAAGACGUUUCUCUAUACAUGAUUGAUGCUGCCAAGGAGAACCCUCACUUAGCCCAGAAACUUCAUGAUGUUUUACUUGAAAGUGGUGUGGUUGCUCCUCCAAAUCUAUUUUCUGAAAUUUAUGACGAAGAUUUAGGUUCCUCAAGCGAAGAAAAAGAUGAACAAAAACAAGGAAAUGAACAGCAAGAGGCCGAGGUUGAUGGUAAUCCUAGUCCUCAAAUUUUGCCUCCUUUGUCUCACCAGAGUGUUCAUCCCAAAGCAAGUACUAGCAGUCAGCUGGAGCAUUCUAAACCUGUUGAAGGUUUAGGAAUCAACCUUCCUCUUCAUACAAGGGAACCAGCCGGACAGCAUUUACCAACUCAGGUAAAAUAUGGGCAAAAUGUCCCAGUUGCUGCUGCCGCUGCCGCUGCUGCUGUUGUUGCUAUUGUUCUUUGGCUUGAUCCCCCAUCUCAUACUUAUGUCCACAUUGGCUUUGCCACUUUCCAUUUUUCAUGGUUUAUGAUGCUAAUAAGUUGUGAUCCAUUACCUAGGUGUGAUGUUUAUAGCUUUGGAGUCAUAUUAUGGGAGCUCUCUACUUUGCGGCAACCAUGGGGAGGAAUGAAUCCGAUGCAAGUUGUUGGUGCGGUGGGCUUCCAGCAUCGCCGUCUGGACAUUCCAGAUAACAUGGACCCUGCCAUUGCUGAUAUUAUCAGGAAAUGCUGGCAAACAGAUCCAAAGUUGAGACCUACAUUUGCUGAAAUAUUGGCGGCUCUAAAGCCGUUACAGAAGUCGGUUAUCGGAGCUCAGGUGCCUCGGCCAAGCGCUUCAGGGAAGCAUGAGAAGGCUCAGUCAUCACGUGCUGUAGAAGACUCAGCAAUAUAGGAAACAAUUAUACAACUAACCAAAUCUUUGUUCAUUUUGCUGCUGAAAGGUGGAGAACAAGUUGUCAAGUUGUAUAGUAUUUUUGGAAUGAAAAAAGUGAGUGGUUGAAGCCAUCACCUAACUUAUAUUCUCAUCCAAGUUGUGAUUCUUUCCACUCUUGUUCCUUUCCUUUGUUUUCUCUUUUGCUGUUGGUUUUCCUUUUGCAAUCUGAAGUGCAGUCAUUGUCAGGUUGUACCAUUUGUUUGUACACAAUUCUUUUGUAAUUGUUGUAAUCAAUUCUAAAUUUUGAUGUCCAUAAAUAGUUAUAAAAUUUUGCAGCUGUAACUUGAACGGUUGAAGUAAGAUGGACAAUGAAUGAAAAAUGUUUGUUGCUGUAAAAUACUGACCAUUUAAAUGGUGCAAUAACCUCAAAUUUUUUUGUGCUUA